Molecule: messenger RNA, 5951 nt
Organism: Phymastichus coffea
Lineage: Eukaryota; Metazoa; Arthropoda; Insecta; Hymenoptera; Eulophidae
Exons: 10
Coding region: 205-2871 (888 amino acids)
Source: RefSeq, a predicted model, not a curated record
GUCGAGAGCGGAGCUUGUUGUAGCUGCCGCUACCGGCAAGUGAAUCCCAUUGGCUGCACAUCGUAGUAUAGUGUGUGCGUGUUUUCAAAACAGCAAAGUUUACGAGCCGAAAGUGCGCGUGCUUUGCUUUUUCAUUCUCUCACUUCUAGAUGUGUCAAGUGGGUGCAUUUUGUUUUUUACAUCGUCGUUGAACAUCGUGAGCAGAUGAGCUGCAAACGCGUCAUCUCUGUUCCAGCGGCGAUGGCGCCAGAGCAGCAACAGCAGCAGCAGCAGCAGCAGCAGCAGAGGCAGUACGGACAGGCUGACAGAGCGAAGGACUUCCCGUGGGUCGAGCAGUUUCGCAAGAUGGUUAGGAUACCAUUGCGACUAGGGACCCUUAACGAGCUCAUCAGAUUCUUCAAUAGAAACGUCAGCUCGAGCGCCGUCGACUGUCAGAAAAAAUCGUCCUACGCGGUAACCCUCAAGGAGAUCGUCAGAGAGGCUUUGCUGCUGUUCGUCUGCUUCAGUCGUUACGAGCAGCUACAGGAUCAGAACCGUGCGGUCUACCUCGAGCAAAUGUCCGACCUGCUGGCUGUUUACAUCGACCUGGAGCUGAUCGCAUCGAAGGGCCAAGUCGAACCACAGCCAAGCUGCAUUUCGACGAGACUCCUCACGACUCUAUGCCACUGCCUAGAUGAUUCGCCAGAGUAUUUAUUAGACACGCUUAUAAAAGUCCAGGGUAUAGGCGAAUCUUACUGCAGCAUAUUAGAUCCAAUUUUUUCAAAAGUGAUAAAAAUAACAACAUCGCCGUCGAAAAUGGAACUCGACGGCACCGCCUACGUUCGUUUCCUGCUAGUCUACCGGCUGUGGAAGCGUCUGCAUAUAAACGCUGCAGCACGUAAGAAUAUCGUUGAUUUAGCGCUCACGACACUCGAACCACCAUACAUCUGGUCCAAUGAAAUCUUCGUGGAACUUGGAGUUUUACCAUCGAUGCAGAAUAAUCUAUCCGACGAAUCACUGACGCAACACUAUUUGUGCCAAUCGUAUGACCUCCGUAAAGCCUGCGACCAAUUUAUCAAAUAUAUCAGGGGUCAGCAAAUCGAUGAGCCAACGGCUGGCAAUGACAGUGGGAUCGGCAGUAGCAGCAGCAGUAGCAGUAGCAGUAGUAGCAGCAGUAGCAGCAGCAGCAGUUGCAGUAGAGGCAGCAUCAGCGUGUCUAGUGAGAGAGAUCCGAGGCUGAGAAAACGUACGCUUACCUCCGCAAGUAACGAUUCGUCGCCAGUAACUUCGCCGCGUCCUGUAAAUACCGAGUUAUUAUUACGGCCGUCUCAUAGUAAUAUUAAUGAUAAUUACGAUACUAAAAUCAGCGCAAUCAUUCCUAAAUUAAAGUCAAAUAUCGACGCAAAGCCAUCGCGUACAGUAAGUAAAACCAAAAGUAAGCAAUUAGACGAGAUAGUUUUAAUUGAUUUGACGGACGAGGAGGUAACGAAGAUCGUCAAGCGCAAGAAACACACGAGACUCAGUUGGUUGGAAGAGGCCAAACGCAAUUUCAACAAGAAGAUCGCUAGCUUGAAAAUCAUUAAUGAAGCGACGUUAUCUUCCGGAAGAUUAACACCAAUGGUCACCACUGAAGUUGAUGAAGAAAAGGAGCAGCCUCGUCGUUCUUCCCGUUCCUUUUCCGAAAAAGAGACAUGCCCGUCGUCGGAAAGCAAAUCGGAAGAAGUCAGUGCCUUGUCGAACGGCUGCUCGGUAAUCCGAGAGACCGGCAGGCCGGCGGCAGUUGUAACGCCAAAGACUGAUAACGAAAUACCAAAAGUACAAGAGGAAGCGCAGCAGCAGGUCGACGCUUCGCCGCCGACGGAACCCGUAGCAGCAGCCACGCCAAUUGUGAGCCGAAGCAGUAGCCAGUAUUACGAUGGCAUCGAUGGCCUGACUCUUCUGGCGAGUGUCUCGGCGCAGCAGUUGGUAUCCACUACAAAGAAGCCCGAGCUCAAGGUCAAACCGUAUACGAGCUUUCAGCAGACGGAGAGCAUCGUCGACGAUACGAUGGACAAAGUCGCGUUGCAAGUUGAAGUUUGCUCGUACGAGAUUUCGCCGGCAAUGAAGCAUGACAAUACCGUCAACUGCUCGUACGUGUCCGAAGAGCAAGCGAGCUUCGAGGCCAAUGACAAUGCUUAUGUCAUUCUCGACGGCGACGCGGUGAUACUCAAGCAAAAGGCACCCAACAGCAAUCUCUACAUCAUCAACAAGGCUGCCGUUGACACUAGUAGACUCAACUACAACGACGACGACAAGAUGAUAGGUUUGCCCGAGUUAGCCGGGGACAUCAAGCCGGCACUGAAGAUGGAACCAAAUAUCGAGUAUCCGACUGUCUGUACUUCGCACUGUCCGCAUCAGAUGAGCGUCGAUUGUCCGUACGUCAGCUGUGCAUAUUGCAGGCCAUACUUGUAUCCAUCUCUGGUGAACGCAGACAAGGAUAUGGCGUUCGCAAGGUUCAAGGACGUCGCGAGUAAACUUCCGCUAAAGAAACGUAUGAAGGCUCAGAGGAUGAUGGAUUUCGUUCAGACGGAGAACCACGCACCGACCCUAGAACUUGGCGCUGUUGUCGAGAUUACCACUGCCGACGAUUCACGCGCCCGUGCUAACAAGGCGGACAAUAGGAUUCAUCAAAAUGUACCCAGUUGCUUUGCUCGAAGAAAACCUGCUCAGAAAAAGAAAAAGAGGCCCACAACCGGUGACGAUGAAGUCGAGAACAAUGUAUUGGCACCACCGGUUAAAAAAGCGAGGAGAAGCUCAAGACGUGGUCUGGUUGCUGUCAGUUAUGCCGAUUACGAACAUGAGUCUGACUGCAUUCCGUCCGGCAAACGCAGAAAGAAACGCAGCACACGAUGAAACGACGGAGGCUUGUUGCCUUUCAAGAGAUGACGAUGAUGUACACAGAAGAUUUGUAAAUACGAUGAUGCAACGCUGAAGAGUUUUAUGCCUAUUGUUUUGUAUAUUAUUUAUAUUCAACUAUCUCGUUUUAUUUGAUGCGCGCUUUUUAAAAAAAAAUUUUAAAGUUAAGUUAGUUUGCGUGAUUUUAAGAACAGUUCGAAUGGUUUCAUGUAUUUAUAUGAUUAUUGCGGUAUCAUUGAGAAGUGACUGCGACGGUCAACUGUGAAGUUUUUUGCAAUUAUGCAACUGCUGUAAGUUGUCACGCCAACGCCAAAUUAGAGCUGGCUGAAAAACAGGAUAUGCAGCAGGAAAUAACUUGCAAAUGAAAUGGUGCGAAAUGGCUUAUUACAAUCUACUAAGGAAAUAAAGUGGUGGAAAAGAAUUUUCUUCGUCGCACCGUUUUCUUGAGAGAAUGAAAUUAUUUGGCACGCUGCUAAAGCAAUUUUUGACUACAUUUUUAGCGGAAGAUAUGCGUUGCAAAACUUUUCUCUUUUGUACAUAAAAAAGCAUAAUUACCUUCAGUUCUUUCCCCAUUUUUGGUUGAGCCAUUAUAUCAGUGCAUCACGAAAACACCGAAAACAGUGAUGAAUAAGUACACAUACCUGCCAUAAUGAAAUAAUAGCCGUAAUCGAUUGCCAAAUAGAAAGAAAUAAUAGAGAGAAGAGUGAAUCGACAAAGCAUUUAAAAAAACACGAUAGUAACGCCUAGCUUAUAUUCCCGAUGGAUCGUUAGUUCGGCGUGGAAUCAAAAAAAAUAUAUCCGAACGAGUAAUAAUAAUAGUAAUAUUAAUUAUUAAAAAAUGACAAAGUUUUAAGAGUAAAGAGUAAAACUAGUCAACGGCGAGAAAUAUACAAACGCCGAGACAGUCCAAGACGUGUUCAAUUAGCGCUGAUGCGCAGAUAUUCAGCGUAUGUAAUGAUAACUUUAUACGAAUUUGCGAGAAAAAGAGGCGUCUUUAAAAAAAGCAAACAAAAAUGCAAAGUAUGAUGAUACUCCGAUCAAAAAAGUAAAUAAAUAAAAUUUAAAAUAUACGCUAGGAAAACUAAGUCAAAUUGUUUAUAGUCGCUAGGAUGAAAAUACGAUGCAGAAUACUGUUUGUUUCCUUUCUCCCAUUCAUACACACACGCGCGCGCAUACAAAAGAACUCUCAAUUCUUUUCACGUCAAUAGAGUCAAAAUAAUGCGUUGGGUAAUUAUCGCGCAAGUAAAUGUAUGCCUAUAACUAGAAACCAAAAUAUUCCAACGUAUGAAGAAUUGAAAGUUUGUGAAAUACAUACAAAGUUGAGAAAUUCCUUAAAGCCAUCAAUAGUACAUGCAAGCACGCAAAAGAAUACUUAUGUUACCAGACUAUAUAAUUUAUUAUAUAUGUGCCAACCAGACCAGCAGCAACAGGGCAGGAUGUCCAAGUAUAACGAAUGAAACUCCAAUAUACACAGUCGGUUAGUACGACACUCAAUGUGAUAAGCCAGGUUAAAUGUCUUCUGUUUUUAAAAGGUUUUCUUUGAAAUAACUAGAAAUGAAGUAUACUUAGUUGUUAGAAAAUGUAAAAGGCUAAAAGGAACGAUAAUUAAUAACAAGACAAGAUAUUCAAUGUUUUAAACUUAGAGUAUAAGUCGUAAGAGUAACACAAGUAUCAAUGGUAGUCGAAGAUGCCACUAAAACUUCAUUACCUCAGCUUAUGAUCCAAUCUCAUCUUUUUACCUUUGCAUCCCAUCUCCCAUCUCCAUACAUAAAUUCUCUGUGAUUUCUUGAAUACCAUUAUCCAUUGUUCCAUUAAGAUGUUGAAGUGAAAUACCUUAUAAUAAUACUAGUUUUCAGCUGUUCGAUAGUUCGAUCUGUCAAAAAAAUAAAAAAAAUAAUGCCAAAAUACGUAAUUCAGCAUCAGGGACGCGCUAAAUGUUAUAAUUGUACGGAGCAAAUUCAGUACAGAGAUUAAGAAAACAAUUUAAUACAUAUGAAGAUACGUAACAGAAUGAAUAAUUCUAUACCGCGGUUUUAUUUGACAAACGAAAUAAAAGUAAAGCGUGAAAGCGAUAAAAGUAAUGGUUGUUCCUGCUCUUUCCGUCAAAUGAUUUUUAUUAUAAUGUCAGGCCUCUAAUCAUUCUUGCGUAUACGUAAUGCUGAUAUUUUAGUCCUUUUUCAUGAGAAAGUCUGAUCAUCGUUAAAUUAUGAUUUGCAAUUAUACAUUAAAUAAAGACUGUAUGAUUUUUUUCAGUUGUCGCAAAAUGCGUUGUACAUUAAUUAAAUGUUUUUUACCUUGUUUUAGUGUAAUUUCGUGUGAAUACUUGUAAAUUAAUUCUUUUGACAACUGUGUUGUGGAACUCGAUAGUUUUUAAGUAUUGUGAAAAUAUUCCAAAUUUUUAUACUUAAAUGAAGUAAAGAUAAAUAACCGAUUGACUGUUGCUUGGUUUAUGAAGAAAAAGAGUCUCUUAUUUGAUGUUUCAACCAAAUGUGUUAUGUAUAUUUGAACCGUGGUGAUCGUCGCAAUCCUAUAGAGAGAACAAAAAUGAUGUUUUAAGCUCCGUAGACGUGGCGUUUUUCCUAAUCGCAAUGGACGUACAAAAAUAUAACGGUCUCGACAUGAAUUGAUUGUUCAUUGCAUUGUCGUCACCAGGUUCAUUAAAAUUGUACAAAAAAAAUGACAAGUGAAAGCGAUACGUUUACGCUCGUAAAACUAUAAGAGAAAUAAAUGAAAUUACGAUAAGGUAGAGUUUACAAACAAAAGACACAUCGGAUGCCUAUGGAAGCCUGUUGUAAUCUGUAUGGCCAUUUUGCGAAGUGAAAAAAGGCCUUCUUAAAGAAAAAAAUCAAUAAAUUAAGCGACAAUGAGGUAUGGUAUAAUUAUAAUGUACGUAUCGGUAUUUGUCAAAAAAAGAGUUUUUUUAUUGAUUUCUUUCAAAUGGCGUCACUCGCACUAUUGUGGCCUUCCAAAUUGUUGAAAAAUUUGUUAGAACAGUGUUGGAUUGAUUAACGUGCAUGAAAUAGUGAAUUGGCAUUAUUAGUUGUCGUUUUUAGACUGAUAACAAAGUCUGUUUAUUC